Carica papaya (papaya) is the source of this 1029-nucleotide messenger RNA. The record is from RefSeq and is a predicted model, not a curated record. NCBI's taxonomy places the organism in Eukaryota, Viridiplantae, Streptophyta, Magnoliopsida, Brassicales, Caricaceae.
UUUUCCCAACUCUCUCUCUCUUUGUCUCUCUCUCUCUCUCUCCCUCACCUUUUCAUUUUGCAGACAAGAACUGAAGGGUUUCAAUCUCUUGGGGUUUAUCAAUCCUUAAGGAAGUUACUCAAGUAUGAAGGUGUUCUUGGGUUUUAUAAAGGGAAUGGAGCUAGUGUUAUCCGGAUCAUUCCUUAUGCAGCAUUACAUUUCAUGACAUAUGAGCAGUAUCGCAAUUGGAUUCUGAAUAACUACUCUUCUUUAGGAUCAGGGCCUGUGGUCGAUCUAUUGGCUGGUUCAGUUGCUGGAGGAACAGCAGUUCUAUGCACAUAUCCUUUGGAUUUGGCUCGAGCUAAACUUGCUUAUCAGAUCGGGGGCACUAGAGGAACUUUUGGUUGCCAAUUGAAAAGUAUUUAUCCUCGACCUCCAUACAGUGGCAUAAGUGGUACACUCUUAAAUGUAUACAAAGAAGGAGGAGCACGUGCACUAUAUCGGGGCAUAGGUCCAACACUCACUGGAAUUCUUCCUUAUGCUGGCCUAAAGUUCUAUAUAUAUGAGGAAUUGAAGAGGCAUGUUCCUGAAGAACAUCAAAAGUCCAUUUUGAUGCGUCUUUCUUGUGGAGGCCUUGCAGGGUUAUUUGGGCAAACCUUUACCUAUCCAUUAGAUGUAGUUAGGAGACAAAUGCAGGUUGAAAAUCUGCAACCUUCAACUCAAGGCAGUGUGAGAUACAGAAACACAAUUGAGGGGCUUACCACUAUUGUCCGUAAUCAGGGAUGGCGUCAGCUAUUUGCUGGGCUGAGCAUUAAUUAUAUCAAGAUUGUUCCUUCUGUGGCAAUUGGAUUCACUGCGUACGAUACGAUGAAGAUUGGCUUCGGAUACACCAGGCGGAGAUCAGAAUCAGCUGCAUUAAUUCUGACUUAAGGACCUUUUUUAUCACAUUUUUUUGAAAUUGGCUUUUCUUAUUUCUUUGAUUGAUCAAAGCCAUGAAAAUGUCAAUUUCUUUCUAACUACUAGGAUUUUUUUUUUUUUUUUUUAUUGUUU